AUGGCGUGUAUGCCUGAAGAGUCGUCCCAGACCGCCGGCACCAGCAUGUCUAGGAAGGAGGAUCUGAAGGACGGUCUGAAAAUUCUGUGCUCGUUUCUCUUGAUCCUGCUAGUCAUCUAUGGUAUCGUCGUCUCCGUAGUGGAUAUUGUGAAGCACAAUCCCUUCGACGACCGUCCAACCAUGUACUCCGUGGAGCUGGUUGGAGCCAAGGGCAUCCGUUCGGCGCUGGAUCCAGGAGCGGAGUCGCCAGCCUUCAAGCUCCUCGUGCACGUCGACAACGGCCACAUCUACGACGUCAUGUAUGACGGCGGCGACCUCUUGGUCACCUAUGCAGGCAUUCCCCUCGCGCGCGGGAGAAUACCUGCCUUCGACGUGGAUACGAAGAAAGCAGUGACGGUGGCGGUGGACGCAGCGAGCUACGGGUUGGGGAUACCGGAGGACCUGUUUGAUCGCAUGUCAGAGGAUCGCAGAUCUGGGGUAGCGCAGCUACAGGUUGAAUUGUGGGUUGCCGGCUUCUUCACCUGCAACGUCGACCUGGACACGGAGCAUCACGUAUCUCACUGCCAUAGACACAACUUUAUUUCCAGUAGCUAG
Miscanthus lutarioriparius is the source of this 594-nucleotide messenger RNA. The record is from the annotation of a GenBank genome assembly. NCBI's taxonomy places the organism in Eukaryota, Viridiplantae, Streptophyta, Magnoliopsida, Poales, Poaceae.